Aspergillus caelatus is the source of this 1048-nucleotide messenger RNA. RefSeq names its product putative GPI anchored protein. NCBI's taxonomy places the organism in Eukaryota, Fungi, Ascomycota, Eurotiomycetes, Eurotiales, Aspergillaceae. The transcript has 3 exons. The record is from RefSeq and is a predicted model, not a curated record. The coding region runs from base 210 to 815 and encodes 201 amino acids.
UCCAUUCUCCUAUUCCUUCCUCUCCUUUCCCACCCACCCAAGUCAGUCAAUCACUAUCCAUUUAUUCCGGUCUCUACCGAGUACAUUCUUUAUUUCACGUCACUCUUUUACCUUCGGGGAGAAAGUCCAACAGCAACAACAAAAAUAAAUAUCCAACCUCUAAUUUCAAUUAGCCAUUCUUUGGACAGAAAAAGUAACAAAUCAACAAAAUGCGUUUCUCCGUCGCUGCUGUUUUCGCCGCUGUGGCCGCUGGUGUCGUCGCCGAGGAAGUGAGCACUGUUAUUGUCACCGAAACCGCCACUUACUGCCCUAAGUCCACUGAUGCUAUCGGUGUUUCUCCCACCGAGUCUAUCAGCAUCCCUGCUGGCUACACCACCACUCGUCCUCUUAUCACCUCCACCGUGACUGAGUGCAACAAGUGCUCCAGCACCGCCCCCCCUGCUGGCACUCCCACUGGCGUCAACCCUGUUGGUAGCUCUACCCCCAGCUCUCCCGUUAUUCCCGUCGUCCCCAGCGUUCCCAGCAGCUCCAAGGCUACUCCUAGCAGCAGCUCCUCCGUCAUCAAGCGCCCCAGCAGCAGCAGCAUCGUCAUCUCCUCCACCCCUCUGGUCCACUCCACCCAGCCUGCUUCCACCAACGCCCCUCCUGCUCCUUCUGCUUCUGCUCCUUCUGCUUCCGGCCCCUCUGAUGUCUCCCCCACUGGUUCUGCUACCACCCCCGCUGUCCCCCUCUUCACGAGCGGUGGCUCGCGCGCGGCUGUUGGCGCCGGUGCCGGGCUCGCGACCGUCUUCGGUCUCGCUGCUGUUCUGCUGUAAACUGAUUUGAACUUCGACGGAUGGAACGGAUUGAUUGCAUUUUCUCUAUUACCCCUUUGAGUCUUCAUUCUCGGCGUCCGUCGUCAUGAUUGCGAUUCAUAUGUUACUUGCAUUCUCCGCAGGUGAGAACAUAUCGCAUAGAUGUACUUGACUAUGAUGACGGAGUUAUUAAAUUUCUUCUUGAACUCUUGUUGGAGCGUCUAGACCACUUUUCACUGGUGAUACGACCGAUA